This is a messenger RNA of Fonsecaea nubica, 1233 nucleotides long. RefSeq lists its product as hypothetical. NCBI's taxonomy places the organism in Eukaryota, Fungi, Ascomycota, Eurotiomycetes, Chaetothyriales, Herpotrichiellaceae. The coding region runs from base 1 to 1233 and encodes 410 amino acids. The transcript has a single exon. Gene Ontology annotation, molecular function: DNA binding; DNA-binding transcription factor activity; zinc ion binding. The record is from RefSeq and is a predicted model, not a curated record. Gene Ontology annotation, biological process: response to xenobiotic stimulus; DNA-templated transcription.
AUGGAGGCCUUGACAACUGUCUACUUUAAAGAAAUCCAUGCCGUUUACGGAUUUCUGGACGAAAACAGUGUUCGCCGGCUGAUAGCCACACGCUGGUACGACAACGCCACUAUGCAAUCAUACGACUGUGUCGAUUCUGUCCUCUGCGGAAUUGCCGCCCUAGGCUGUGUGUUCUCCAAACAGCCGUUGAGCCUUGAAAUGCAGCUUGCGAAAUCCGCCCAGGCUGCUCUAGCACAGUCUGUUCUACUCCCGACCCCAUCCACGGAUGAUGUCGUGGCUUGGUUACUUCGGGUCAUGUACCUGAGGCUGACCGCCUCACCCCAUAUCACCUGGAUGGCGACCUGUACGAUGAUGCACGUCCUGGAAGCUGCCCGUCUACACUUUGAUGAGGGUGACGAGCCGCUUCCCUCGGGCAACGGCGCAGAAGGAGGCCGAGAGAGCCGUCGGAGGAUCUACCUAGUCGCCCAGCUGUUCAAUAUCUGGAUCUCGUUUGACUGUGGCCGAUCCAGGGUCGAAGUCCGGGGUGCCUCGUGUCAGCUUCCGUCGCCCGAUGCUAGCGGCAUCAAACCCGAGUUACUCGAACUCUACUUGGUCUCGGAGAUUCUCUCCCCCGACAAAUACCAGACUGUGCCCGAGCUGGAGAACCUGUUGCGGAGGGCCCUCGACGUGAAGUCCGCGCAGCCCAUGCUGGUGCUGGUCCAGUGUAACGUGAUGCUCUGCAUCUACCGACGACUACGGGUGCAAGGGUCAAGUCCCAACACGGAGACCCUAGAGCGGAUGCUGUCGGCUUUGUCCAAGGCCGUCGACGCCGCUCGCGCCCUGCUGAGGACCGAACGGCCAUGGUGGCACGUCGCCAACGUGACCUUCCAAGCGGCCUGCGCCCUCCUCGCCAUCGACACGAGCCUGUCUCUCGCCCAACUCAUCCAGCCCCUCAAGGCUCUGGAGGAUGUGAGCGCACAUUACAAGACGAGCGCGACGCGGGAGGCCUACGACGCCGCGCGCGUGCUGGUCGGCGUCCACCGCAAACGCAAGGAACUCGACAUCGCCAGACUCGACGGCGUGCUCCAGGAAUGUCAACCGCACAAUAUCCCAGACUCGAAUGACAACGACCUCGACGCUUCCAACGCAGACCAAUGGUACCAUCAUCCUGCGAUGCCCGUGUCCCUGGGCACCAACCGGAUGGGCCUGGGCGAGCUUGAGUGGGAGCAGUUUUUCAACCUGGACCUUCCCUGA